Molecule: messenger RNA, 471 nt
Organism: Talaromyces proteolyticus
Lineage: Eukaryota; Fungi; Ascomycota; Eurotiomycetes; Eurotiales; Trichocomaceae
Exons: 1
Coding region: 1-471 (156 amino acids)
Source: RefSeq, a predicted model, not a curated record
AUGUAUAUGAAGCUAUCCAUCAACGAAAAGAUCGAGCUCGCUUAUGACCAGCCCUCUGCGCAAGUCAACAUCGAAAUCAAGUUCAUAGACGAGAACGGUAAAGAUAUUUCAUUUAACCGCUUUCAAAUAGAUGAUUUGUUAAAUGGAACUUAUGAAAUUCGACUCAAUUUAGUACAAAAGUCUGAUCAACGGCCUUGUGGUUUUACCACGAUGGAAAUUGGCUGCUGGAGUAACAAGAUAGUCAAUUACCACGGGCCAUUCUGGCUAAAGAAAGAUUUACAACUUGGUGACCUUGACAUUUUUCAACUGUUUCCCAAUGUUGACGGUGAUUGUAUGUAUAUGUUCCGAAUUUGGAAGACAGAACCGAUUAAGAGAGCCGAGGCAACGAAUCUAGCCCCUGGGGGUACAUCGCAGUGUUUUCGAAUCACGGAUCAUCGACAAGGUAUGAUAAGCAGAUUACCUAAUGCAUGA